Molecule: messenger RNA, 1704 nt
Organism: Tripterygium wilfordii
Lineage: Eukaryota; Viridiplantae; Streptophyta; Magnoliopsida; Celastrales; Celastraceae
Product: G2/mitotic-specific cyclin S13-7-like
Exons: 7
Coding region: 148-1566 (472 amino acids)
Biological process (GO): mitotic cell cycle phase transition; regulation of cyclin-dependent protein serine/threonine kinase activity
Cellular component (GO): cytoplasm; centrosome; cyclin-dependent protein kinase holoenzyme complex
Molecular function (GO): cyclin-dependent protein serine/threonine kinase regulator activity
Source: RefSeq, a predicted model, not a curated record
UCCAUUCGAUUUCUCUGAAGCCAAAGACGAGAAAGUUUCAGAGAGAGAGAGACAGACAAGAGAAAAAAGAAUAUCGGGAGAAAGAAAGAGAGAGAUUUAUUCCUUGUUCGAUAUCCGUUUGAAGAGAUUUUGUUCUAUCGAUUAGAGAUGGCUACGAGACAGGUUGUUCCACAACAAGCGAGAGGUGAGGGAGUAGUAGGGGUAGGUAGACAGAAGAAGAAUGCAGCGGCCGGUGAUGGAAGAAACCGCCGCGCACUUGGUGAUAUCGGUAAUCUUGUAACUGUUCGAGGAAAUGACAUUAAGCCUCAAGCCCAGAUUACUCGUCCCAUAACAAGGAGUUUCUGUGCACAACUACUAGCUAAUGCUCAAGCCGCAGCAGCCGCGGAAAACAACAAGAAACAAGUUUGUGUGAAUAUCGAUAAGCCGGCACCUGCUGCUCUUGUGGAUGGAGUUGUUGCAGUAAAGAAGGCUGCGGCAGGAAAAGCAGUGCCAAAGAAAGUAGCAGCAGUGAAGACAAAACCAAAAGAAAUCAUUGAUAUAAGCUCUGAUACAGAAGAAGCUAAGGCAAAUGAUAAGCGUGAGAAGCAGCAAUUGCAGAAGAAAAAAGAGGGAGGAGAAGAAGACAAGCCCAAGAAGAAAGCAGCACCCACUCUUUCUUCAGUCCUUACUGCCCGGAGCAAGGCUGCUUGUGGUCUGGCUAACAAACCAAAGGAGCAGAUUGUUGAUAUCGAUGCAAAAGAUGCCAAUAAUCACUUGGCUGCUGUUGAAUAUGUUGAGGACAUUUACAAGUUCUAUAAGCUAGUUGAGAAUGAAAGCAGGCCUCACAACUAUAUGGACUCACAGCCUGACAUCAAUGAGAAGAUGAGGUCAAUUCUGGUGGAUUGGUUAAUGGAUGUCCAUCACAAGUUUGAACUUCAACCUGAAACUCUGUAUCUUGCCAUCAACAUAAUCGACCGGUUCCUUUCCGUAAAGAUUGUGCCAAGAAGGGAACUGCAGUUGGUUGGCAUCAGUGCCAUGCUUAUUGCCUCCAAGUAUGAAGAAAUCUGGGCACCUGAGGUCAAUGACUUGGUAUGCAUUGCAGACAGAGCUUACAGCCAUCAACAAAUAUUGGUCAUGGAGAAAACUAUAUUAGGCAAGCUUGAAUGGAACUUGACAGUGCCAACACAUUAUGUAUUUCUAGCUCGUUUCAUUAAAGCGGCUAUCCCUGAUCAAGAAGUUAGUCUACAGAUGGAGAACAUGGUGUAUUUUCUUGGUGAGUUGGGUAUUAUGCAUUAUGACACUAUAAUAAUGUUCUGCCCAUCAAUGCUUGCUGCCUCUGCAGUUUAUGUGGCUCGCUGCGCUCUGAAUAAGACCCCAUCUUGGACUGAGACCCUGAAGCUUCAUACAGGGUUCUCAGAAUCACAGCUUAUGGGCUGCGCCAAACUGUUGGCACUUUUCCACUCAAAAGCUGCUGAAAGUAAGCUUCAAGUUGUUUAUAGGAAGUACUCAAACCCUCAGCGAGGAGCUGUUGCCAUACUCCCCCCAGCCAAAUCUCUACUACUGGGUUCUGCUGGCAGUCAACUAUAGUUUGAAUUUAAGAGAUCUUCUCUUAUAAAUAACUUUUAGACAUGAUUCCUAUGUAUUUUUUUAGACAUGAUUUGGCAUGUGACAGUCACUAUUCUUUGUGAUUUCAAUCGAGAAGAUAAUAUAUCUCUUAUUUUUUUU